Molecule: messenger RNA, 826 nt
Organism: Cuscuta campestris
Lineage: Eukaryota; Viridiplantae; Streptophyta; Magnoliopsida; Solanales; Convolvulaceae
Source: the annotation of a GenBank genome assembly
GCAUAGCCUAUUCCCCUUCAUCGGAAAUUCGGAAUCCUCAUUCGAUCGAUACAUUAUGGAGAGAUUUUUCAAAAGGAAAUUUUCAUCUUUACAAGAAAAUAAAAGUGAUAGUGGACCUUCAAAUGGAAUAAACAUGGAGUUGCUCCGUUGUGUGGCUUGUUUGAGUCGUCGUGAUUCUUUCCAUAACUUUGAUGUGGCCAAAUUGGUGAGAUUAUCUCAAUUUUAUCCUAAUGAUUUCUCUGAAGUUCAUGCCAAAGAAUUACAGAAUCAAUUGGAGACAUACAUUAUGGACGUGACUUCAGAUGACAGAUUUUCAAAUCUUAAUGGUCUUGGUGAUUUGUCUACGGUAUUGGUAGAGACGAAAAAACACACCACCUUUCCUUUAGUAUAUAAACUUCUAAAGUUGUCAUUGGUUUUGCCGGUUGCAACUGCAGGUGUUGAAAGAUGCUUCUCAGCAAUGAAUCUUGUGAAGACAUAUUUACGAAAUCGAAUUGGGGAUGAGUUCUUUAGUGAUUGUUUACUAUCUUAUGUGGAAAAAGACAUGCUUGAAAGAGUUGAAAAUGAAACUGUAAUAGAUCGGUUUCAGAAGAUGAAAACUCGAAGAGGGAGCCGCGUGACUUUUAUAAGAGGGGAACAUCGACCAGCGGGAAGACCAGUGGCCACCGGCCAGCCCGCCACUACUGCUGCUCGGAGCUCCUGGAAGUUUCUGGUCGCUGUCGACAGGCGGGCAGGCAGGCGGCCGCCUGCCAGCCUGCCGGUGCCACCUCUGCAAAACGCUGCUGCUGCUCGUUUGCUUGCCCGUCGCCGCCAUCUGACCGGCGGCCAG